Bactrocera latifrons is the source of this 2654-nucleotide messenger RNA. RefSeq lists its product as uncharacterized. Lineage: Eukaryota; Metazoa; Arthropoda; Insecta; Diptera; Tephritidae. The record is from RefSeq and is a predicted model, not a curated record. The coding region runs from base 1 to 2601 and encodes 866 amino acids. The transcript has 13 exons.
AUGGAGGUUAUGGAAGAAGGAAAUUUAAUGGACAGGGUCCCAGUAUUGUUGCAGAGAGAUCUACAGUUUUAUCAGACACAUCAAAGAGUCCUGCAGGAGCGCAUUUGUCUUGGUGUGGUAGGGGGUAAAUUAGAUUUCCCACGUUACGCCUCGUUUGCCGCGAUUAAAAUUGUUUUAUGGUGGGAAGAUGAAUAUUAUGCUUCCUACCAAAAGCAUUCUGGAUUAUUGCAUGCAGAAUGGGAUCUGUUGUCACAUGAUCCGACAGCUGUUAUUGUGAAAACAUCAGAUCCGGAAAAAUUCGUAAAUCUCGUAACGCGGUCGGCUGAUAUGCUUUUGGAGCAUCUACAUAUACUAUCGCAGGAGUCCUUAGAUCAUGCCGACCUCUCUGUGCUGACUGCAACAAUUGGUGCGGCAGCGCUCAUAAAAAAUUGUUUAAAUAUUUACAUGCAAGCAGCUAAUGUAAAGGUCUAUCGCCCAAAGGGCAAUGAAAAGGGUGGCGCAUUAAGAUUGUCCUACAAGCAAUACUUACAAAUGGCUGAAGCGCUAGCGGAAAGGCUAUUAGAUUUACAUUGUAGACUGCUAUUGUUGUACAUCAUACAAGAUGCAGAUUGUCUUAAUUGGGAAAAUAGUCAACCGUUUUUCGAAUCAGAGCGCGGUUCGUAUACCAUACAAAUGUGGUGGCACUACAUUCAGGGCAUUAAGGACGAUCUGUGGAAUUCAGUACCACCAAAGAUGGCCCAACGUAUUUUUGCGGGCAUUUUAAACGAAACUCUGGGUGUUCUUACUGCGCGUUAUUCGUUAAUUUUAACUAGUGUCGAAAGAGCUCAAUUACACUUGGCAGAUAUCUCUAAUAUGUUGUUUUGUGUGGCAGAAUUGUUGCCUUUCAUCUGCGAAAGUGGUGAAGCCUAUAUAGGUCUACAGCUUCCUACUCAAAAUGCUAUUAUCCGCGAUGUACACGCUAAGUGUCGAGAGUUGUUUUACUGCCUUUUGUUACGUGGUGCGCCGUUAGGAGUGCUGUCAAAGCUUUGUCGUAAAAAUAUUGAAAACAUGGAAAUGUUUUCAUCCAGACAAGGAUUACCAUGUGCUUGGAUCUUAUUUGCAUCACCACGUCUGUUUUCUACGGAUAAGACUUUUCAGUGGGUAACUGAAUUCAGUGACCUCAGCGCGAGAAUUGCAAUAUCGCUGGAAUUGAAGGUACUUUUGGCGUUUCCCGAAGCUGAUUGGGCAUACUUAUUGAAGGUGCUUUUAAUGCGCAACGCACAGGUGACCGGUGUAAUUCUGCGUCAUAUUUUCUCACAUUUGCCGUCACCGGAGAAUUUCAAUAACGAGAACAGCUCAUUUCUCAGCGACGUUGGUGAGCAGAAAAAAUGCGAGGCAUUUCUAUGUCGGGGUGAAUGCUUAGAUUUAUCGCAUCAAAUUAGAAAUCAAGCAGACCCUGUCGGCCAGUCUAACUACCAAAUAGUUUUAUCCCUAACUUAUCUGCUGGUGGCGGUUGGGAAAGCUGUCGAUAUUAAAUCGUGCCUUAUUAAAACCUUAGAAGAGAGUUCUGCGGGUUGGAGUGACUGCCUUGACAAGCGCCAGGUUUGGAAUCAGAAGCGACCACCUUGGCUGGAAGCAACUAUGCAUUUUGUAUAUCCRCUUCUGAAUUGUGUUGUUGACAUGUUAGUUAAUGCUGUCGAAGCGGGAGCUAGUAUGUACCAGGCAAUGUCAUUGGCUUUAACAUGUGUUUCCGAGAUGUGGGAUUGUAUACCCGAGAGCCUUUACAAAGUAACCAUUUUAUUGCAAGACAUCAUACCGGUUUCAACUCGUCCUCUUGGCGAUUCGGUACUCAUGCAAGUAGUUUUUGCAGCUUUAUAUACAGACCUCAUUCGAAAAGCUAAAUUUUAUGAAAAGGAAAACAAAAUGGAGAAGGCAUCAACCUGCUAUUCCAUCUCCGAAGCUAUAUGCUGUAUAGACGAAGACGACAAACAUACCGAUCAAAUCGAUUUAUUCUUAAAGCAAGCACGAGACUCCAUAGCUGUCGAAACAAAUUCUCAUUUUGAAUCUAACGGUGGUGCCCGCAGUUGGGUUAGUACAUUAAGUACGGUGAAGAUUGAUGAUUUAAAUAACACAAACACUGAACGAUUAACACAAAGUCCGCCGAUAAAUUAUGCCUCAGAGCUAGAUGUGGGUAUAGCAGAUUAUAUAGCAGACAUAUUAGUUAGUGAUGUACUCACAAGUAAUAUUGGAAAGCAAGCUUUAAAGACAAGUUAUAGAUAUUUGAAGAAUAAUGCAGAUUGGUUAGAGGAGCAACUGGGCUCUGGGGUCCCCGUUAGUGGGCCAAAUCCGGGACAGAGGAUCAAUGAACCAAAGGAUUCGAUAUUGUCAACAAUGUUUUUUGUUGGGAGUCAUACGUUUGACCAGCUUCUCAGCGGUGUCCUAAACAUCGACUACAUAACUUGGCUUCAAACACCCCUUUCUUUGAAUGCCGAACGCGCAUGGUUGCAUUUGUCCCGUCGAUGCGAUUUCCAGGAAGACUCAAAACUUAGAAUGCCCGAGGUGACCAUGGUCGCUGGUAUUACGCAAGUCAUGAAAAGAAUGAAAUACCCAAAGAAAUUUUAAGAAUAUUUCUAAUUGACACACAUAUUUAAAAUACACACACAUACAUAUGCACA